This is a messenger RNA of Prorocentrum cordatum, 1134 nucleotides long. Lineage: Eukaryota; Dinophyceae; Prorocentrales; Prorocentraceae. The record is from the annotation of a GenBank genome assembly.
AUGGCAUGGCGCGGGGCGCAGACGGAUGCCGCUCUGGCAAGGGCUCCGUGGCGCCAGCACGCGAGGGGAGUCGGACACCGCGGUGAUCGUCCAGGCGGCUGUCUCGUCAGCGGUGGCGGCGACAGGGCGCGUGCUGCUGGGUGCUCGGGUGCCGCGGUCGCCAGCCCGCAGGCCAUCCGUCAGCGGGCGGCGCGCCUGGCGAUGGGCGAGGGGCCAGCAAGGACGCGGCCCACGGCGAAGCCGUCCUCCACGCCCGCGGCAUCGCCGCCGCUGGCGAUCCUGGACGGAUCCGUGGCGCCGCCAUCGCCGCCGCUGGGGGACGUUGGGCCCUGCCAGCAGGCGAGGAUGGAAAAGGCCCGGAUCUCUGGUGGAGCGGACAGCGUCGCCAGCCAAGUCCCGGGCGAGGCUGGACUUCGAGCGGGCGUGGCAGGACAAGGUGUUGGACUGAAGCGGGUCGACUGGUUCGAGCUCGCGGACACCGAGAGCACCGUGUCCGAGGGGAAGCCCCACGACGAGGCGCUCAUGGACCGGUACCUGGAGGUGAAGUUCGCGGCGCUGGGCGUCGUCGAUGCGGGCUCGUGCUUCGAGGAGCUGCAGGUCGAGGCCAGCGAGUUCGGGACGUCGGGGAUCGUCGAGGGGGGCUCACGUUGCGACUGCAUGCUGUUCAGGAUCGUCGAGUCGGAGGCUGGCGGCAUGAGAUUGCAGUCUGAGGGGACCCGGGAGGCCGAGCCGCCGUCCAAGGUCGGAGGCCUGCCGAAGGCCGUGGUCGAGGCCAACCAGCUGUCGUUCCAGAGGGUGAUCGGCGAGGAGAUGAGCAAGCAGUGCGAGUUCGCGCCGUCGGAGGUCGUCGACGGGGGCUCGUGCUACAAGGGGAGACUGGGCAAGGAGAACAAGUUCGGGACGUCGGAGGUCGUCGAUGCGGGUUCGGUCUACGAUGAGAAGCUGGACAAGGUCAACGAGUUCGGGACGUCGGAGGUCGUCGAGGAGUCCUCGCGUGACGGCGACAAGCAGGUCCGGGUGAACGAGUUCGCGGCGUCGGCCACCGUGCGCAGCGCGCUCGCGGGAGGGCUCGACUCCCCGAGGGUGCUCGAAGUCGAGACGGUGGCAGGCGUCAAGGGGCUCCCGGGUGGGUGA